Molecule: messenger RNA, 2022 nt
Organism: Notothenia coriiceps (black rockcod)
Lineage: Eukaryota; Metazoa; Chordata; Actinopteri; Perciformes; Nototheniidae
Product: attractin-like
Exons: 12
Coding region: 229-2022 (597 amino acids)
Cellular component (GO): Golgi apparatus
Molecular function (GO): protein binding
Source: RefSeq, a predicted model, not a curated record
ACGUCACUUCUGGAUGUCAAUAUGCGGCUUGGUGCGGCGCUGGGUAACGGCGGAACCUCUGGGAAGAUGUAAACCAAGUAACCGGAGAAGACCAGCCUCAACGAACACAACUACCGUUAUCCCCUUGGAAACCGUCCCUUAAGAACCACACCGACCGGCUGCGCGUUUAGUCGCUAUCCCCCGAAGCACCGGAGCUCUCUCCUCAAAGCAGCCAUCUUUUGUGGGAGAAUGUACGGGGCGACGCGGCGGGCCUGCUCGGGCCGGACUCUGCUGAUGCUGACAACCGCUCUCCUGCUCUCCGUUACCGGGCUGCUGUCCGGGCUGCCCAGCUCCACCGAGGCGAAGGAAUGCGACAAACCGUGCAUGAACGGGCAGUGCAACACCGCUACUGGAAAAUGUGUGUGCUUCCCCGGCUGGGUAGGGGACCAAUGCCAGCACUGCGGAGGGAGAUUCAGGUUGACGGGGCCCUCUGGUCAUCUGAGUGACGGUCCAGGGAACUAUAAGUACAAGACCAAGUGCACCUGGCUGAUCGAGGGACAACCCAACACCAUACUCCGAUUACGGUUUAACCACUUUGCCACUGAAUGCAGCUGGGACCACCUGUACGUGUACGACGGAGACUCAAUCUACGCCCCCCUCCUCGCCGCCUUCAGUGGUCUGAUCGUGCCUGAGCGUUACGGGAACGAGACGGUCCCUGAGGUGGUGUCUCAGUCCGGCUACGCCCUGCUGCACUUCUUCAGUGACGCUGCCUACAACCUGACCGGCUUCAACAUUUCCUACAGGGUGAACUCAUGUCCCAACAACUGCUCCGGCCGCGGCGAAUGUCUGUUGAACAACUCUACGGGCGUGGUGUACUGUGACUGUGAAGACAACUGGAAGGGGGCUGCCUGUGACGUCCCGUACUGCCUGGCAGACUGUGGCUUCCCCGAGAGAGGUCAAUGCCAGGACAAGGUGUGCGUCUGCAACACCGGAUGGCAAGGUCCAAACUGUUUGGUCUCGGUACCAGCCAACUCCUCCUUCUGCACCCGGGAGGAGUACACCGACCCCGGGCUGGCCAAGGCUUCCCACAAGGCCGUGGUGGACCAGGGCAUCAUGUGGGUCAUCGGAGGCUACGUCUUCAACGCCUCCGACUAUCACGUGGUCAAAGCGUAUAACCUCAGUAGCAAGAGCUGGCUGACCCUGGACCCCUCCGUCAACAGUGUGACGCCGCGAUACGGCCACUCUCUGGCUCUUCAUGAGGGGAGGAUCUACAUGUACGGAGGAAAGAUCGACUCCACAGGAAACGUGUCCAGCCAGCUGUGGGUUUUCCACAUCCAGAACCAGACCUGGGUCCUGCUGAGCCCGCGGGCCAAGGAUCAGUACCCCGUGGUAGGACACUCGGCCCACAUCGUGCCUCCCCUCCAGGAGGAGGACAGUCCCAUCAUGCUGGUCCUGUUCGGACACUGUCCUCUGUACGGAUACAUCAACCAGGUGCAGGAGUACAACAUCGUGAGGAACACAUGGAGCAUGGUGUCGACGGACGGGGCCCUGGUGCAGGGGGGGUACGGCCACAGCAGCGCGUUCGACCCCAGCUCCAGAGCCAUCUACAUCCACGGAGGCUACAAGGCCUUCAGCGCCAACAAGUACGGGCUGGCUGGAGACCUGUACAAGUUCGAGGUGGACAAGAUGAAAUGGACCAUUCUGAGAGACAGCGGCUUCUUCCGCUACCUGCACACAGCGGUGAUGGUGAGCGGGACCAUGCUGGUGUUUGGAGGAAACACACACAACGACACGUCCAUGAGCCACGGAGCCAAGUGCUUCUCCUCCGAAUUCCUGUCCUACAGUCUGGCGUGUGAUGAGUGGAGGGGUGUGAAUGCCACCUGCUGGGCCUUUAGUGAAGCACCCAUCCUGUGUCACUUUUCAACCACAACAUGUCUGCUUUCAUCCACUCUGCUUCCUCAUUACGCCUUCACUGCUGCGUUGCCUCGGGGGAAAUUACGCAGACGUAUUGCCCCGGCUUGGUGCUCUACGCAGAGAAAAUGA